UACGAGGGUCAGGCAACGACCUGAAGAAAUUUCGAAGAAUCGAAAGUCGUUCAGUUGGUGUCGCGUCGCGUGCCGAGCUGGUCGUUCCGCUGUAAUAUUCAACGGAACGUUUCUUCUCUUUUCUUGCUUCCCUCGCGUCGUUCGGAUGCGUCGAGACGCUCGCGACGAUGGUAUACGGAAAUUAAGUGAAGAUUCGCGAGUCCCGCCGGAUUUCACGGGAAAUUUAUUAUUCUGGAAUCGUGUGUUCUCAUCGUGGAUCGUCGUCGUUUGAAAAAUAUUCCAGUUUCGACUCGCGGAUCGUCGUUAACACGAAGUAACGGGGUGUUGUAACGAGUAAUAGUAUAAUAUCGUAUCUCGCGCGUUCGAAAGUCGACGAGAUGAUGGUUCAGGGGAGCUCGUUGUGCGUGUUACUAGUGGUGUUGAUCGGUGCUUUGUUGGUAAAAUCGGAACCUGGACCACGGCCACGGCCACGACAAACGCCGAUUUACAGCAACCAGUUCGCCGUUCACGUGCCCGAUGGACCAGAAGCUGCUGCAGAGGUCGCCGCCAAGUACGGUUUCGACAACUAUGGACAG
This is a messenger RNA of Frieseomelitta varia, 575 nucleotides long. RefSeq lists its product as uncharacterized. The transcript has a single exon. The record is from RefSeq and is a predicted model, not a curated record. Lineage: Eukaryota; Metazoa; Arthropoda; Insecta; Hymenoptera; Apidae. The annotation marks the transcript as partial.